Molecule: messenger RNA, 2021 nt
Organism: Panicum hallii
Lineage: Eukaryota; Viridiplantae; Streptophyta; Magnoliopsida; Poales; Poaceae
Product: carotenoid 9,10(9',10')-cleavage dioxygenase
Exons: 14
Coding region: 180-1814 (544 amino acids)
Biological process (GO): carotene catabolic process
Cellular component (GO): chloroplast stroma
Molecular function (GO): carotenoid dioxygenase activity
Source: RefSeq, a predicted model, not a curated record
GCAUUGUAUUCCUCGCGCCACCGCCACAAGACUCCAAGACGAGGAGAGGAUGAGGUGCCGGCCGGCCCGCUCCCAGAAUCUCCCUCCCCUGCACCCCUAGGUGUUCCCCUCCCCCCCUUUGUCGUCUCCCUCUCCUCCGCCAUCGAAGUCCAACCACUCCCUAGUCAGCAGCCGCAGCCAUGGGGGCGGAAGAGGCGGAGCAGCCCAACGGCCUCGUGGUGGUGCCGGAGCCGCGCCCGCGCAAGGGCCUGGCCUCCUGGGCGCUCGACUUGCUCGAGUCCGUCGCCGUGCGACUCGGCCACGACAAGGCCAAGCCGCUCCACUGGCUAUCAGGCAACUUUGCCCCCGUCGUCGACGAGACUCCGCCGGCCCCUGACCUCCCCGUCCGCGGACACCUCCCGGAGUGCUUGAAUGGAGAGUUUGUCAGGGUCGGGCCUAAUCCCAAGUUUGUCCCAGUCGCAGGGUAUCACUGGUUUGAUGGAGAUGGAAUGAUUCAUGCCAUGCGUAUUAAAGAUGGAAAAGCUACCUAUGUAUCAAGAUAUGUGAAGACUGCUCGCCUCAAGCAAGAAGAGUAUUUUGGCGGAGCGAAGUUUAUGAAGAUUGGAGAUCUAAAGGGAUUCUUUGGAUUGUUCAUGGUCCAAAUGCAACAACUUCGUAAAAAAUUCAGAGUCUUGGAUUUUACCUAUGGAUUUGGGACAGCUAAUACUGCACUUAUAUAUCAUCAUGGUAAACUCAUGGCCUUGUCAGAAGCAGAUAGGCCCUAUGUAGUUAAGGUCCUUGAAGAUGGAGACUUGCAGACUCUUGGUUUGUUGGAUUAUGACAAAAGGCUGAAACAUUCUUUCACCGCCCAUCCAAAAGUUGAUCCAUUUACAGAUGAAAUGUUCACCUUUGGAUACUCACAUGAGCCUCCUUACUGUACAUACCGUGUAAUUACCAAAGACGGGGCUAUGCUUGAUCCUGUGCCAAUAACAAUACCAGAAUCUGUAAUGAUGCAUGACUUUGCCAUCACAGAGAAUUUUUCUAUUUUCAUGGAUCUCCCUUUGUUGUUCCGACCAAAGGAAAUGGUGAAGAACGGUGAGUUUAUUUACAAGUUUGAUCCUACAAAGAAAGCUCGUUUUGGUAUUCUCCCACGCUAUGCCAAGGAUGACAAACUCAUAAGAUGGUUUGAACUCCCCAAUUGCUUCAUAUUCCACAAUGCUAAUGCUUGGGAAGAGGGUGAUGAAGUUGUUCUCAUUACCUGCCGCCUUGAGAAUCCUGAUUUGGACAAGGUGAACGGGCAUCAAAGUGACAAGCUCGAGAACUUUGGGAAUGAGCUGUAUGAGAUGAGAUUCAACAUGAAAACUGGAGCUGCUUCACAGAAGCAACUGUCAGUUUCUGCUGUAGAUUUUCCUCGUGUUAAUGAGAGCUAUACUGGCAGGAAGCAGCGUUAUGUCUACUGCACUAUACUGGACAGCAUCGCGAAGGUGACUGGCAUCAUAAAAUUUGAUCUGCAUGCUGAACCGGAGAGUGGUAAGAAGGAACUUGAAGCAGGAGGAAAUAUACAGGGAAUAUAUGACCUGGGACCCGGUAGAUUCGGUUCAGAGGCAAUUUUUGUUCCCAAGCAGCCAGGUGUGUCUGGAGAAGAAGACGAUGGCUACUUGAUAUUCUUUGUGCACGAUGAAAAUACAGGGAAAUCUGAAGUAAAUGUUAUAGACGCGAAGACAAUGUCUGCUGAUCCAGUUGCAGUGGUUGAGCUUCCUAACAGGGUUCCUUAUGGAUUCCAUGCCUUCUUCGUAACCGAGGAACAACUGGCGCAACAAGCAGAGGGGCGGUAACAUAUUACUGUAGCACCUGCAGAUUCUGCACACGCCGGGUGCUUGACAUGUUGGUGACACACGACUUUAUCAAGUCCUGUUAUACUAUAUGAUAGCAGCUCGUAAUAGUAAUAAUAGUAAUAGCAUGAUAUAUACAAAACUAAUAUAUCGGUAUUGUUGCAAGAUUAUUACAAUGCAAGGUUGUGUACAUAUAUAGUAUAUAUGCUA